AUGUCAGGAAUCCAGGAAGCCACCAUGAAGAGCAUCCGCCCUUACAAGUCGAGCGAGCAGUACUUGUACGCCAUGAAGGAGGACCUGGCCGAGUGGCUGAAAGAACUCUACGAUUUGGAAGUCGACGUGGGCUCCUUCUUGGAGAUCCUGGAGACGGGCACCGUGCUCGGCCACCACGCCAACAACAUCACCCAGGUGGCUCUCGAUUUCGGCCGGGAGUACCCGAGCUUGGCGCACAAACUCCAGCUGCCCACGUGCGGGGUAACCUGCAAUGAGUCGGCGCAGCCGGGGACAUUCCAAGCCCGGGAUAAUGUGUCCAACUUCAUUCAGUGGUGUCGGAAGGAAAUGGAUAUUAAAGAAGUCCUGAUGUUUGAGACAGAGGACCUCGUCCUGCGUAAGAACGAGAAAAACUUUGUCCUGUGCCUCUUGGAAGUGGCCCGGCGGGCCUCCCGUUUUGGCAUGAGCGCCCCCGUCCUGAUCCAAAUGGAGGAGGAGAUCGAGGAGGAGAUUCGCGAGGACCUGAACUUGCCCCCUGAGGAAACGCCACUCCCCAGGCCCCAAAGGAAGCUCUGCAACUUCAAGAACCUAGACCAGAUGGUGCAGCACCUGGUCAGCCGCUGUACGUGUCCGGUCCAGUUCUCCAUGAUCAAAGUGUCCGAGGGGAAGUAUCGCGUGGGCGACUCCAACACUCUCAUUUUUGUCAGGAUCCUGCGGAAUCAUGUGAUGGUGCGUGUGGGUGGCGGCUGGGACACCCUGGAGCAUUACCUGGACAAGCAUGACCCCUGCCGUUGCACCUCACUGUCUCACAAGCAGUGCUUGAAGUCAACCAGCCUUCCACGAACACAAGGCACACCGGUCCAGCAUGAAAUCACAGCCCGCCUCACGCCCAGGACAGCCAACCCCAACAAGCCUCAGCCCGCUUUAAUCGUGAGCAGAUCCCAAAGCCCGCUGCCCCCGGUAGAGUGGAGGACCUACACGGCCCACGGUCUCGGCACUGGCCGGAAGGGUCUGUCAGCUUCGCCCCCAGGCCACGGUGGAAGCAUCAAGAAGACUCCAGGAGUCCAGAUGUCCCGGGACCACUCGGAACCCAGGAGGGUUCCAUCAGCCAGGGUGAGAGAACGGUCUGCCACUCCUUCUUCAAGGCUGCUGGCCCCUGCAGAGAAGCCGGCAUCCAACCAGCAUGCUCAGAGUGGAAGAGAGACAUGGCAAGAUCAGUUCUCCUGCCGGCAGAACGGAAGCGCAACCUCACAUCCUUCAAAAGCCCUUCCAGAACCACUGCGAGGAAGAGAGACCAAGAGAAUCCAAACGGCGGCUCUGCAGAAGGAGAAAGUCGAACAGUUGCCGCCAUCUGUUACAGCUAUGCCGAGGGACCGAUCGUCUCAUUUGCCGGGAAGUGUCCAUCAGGAAGCAAAGGGCGGGGCCCCGCAGCUCCGUCCUUCCAGCCCGUCCAAGCAAUUGCAGCCCCCCACCCAACUGGCUUCCAAGACCCAAGCAGAAAGCUCGAAGGGGCUGGGAGAAGGAGUGAUGGGGUCACAAGAGUGGAGGAAGCCCCCCCUAACCAAGCGACCACCCUCCCCAGCAAAACAAGCACACCGGGUUCCCAAAGAGGACAGCAGCAUGAAGACCGCAGAGAAAGCCAGACCGACUUACUGUAGGUCCCCGAUUCCUAGUAAGAGCUACCAAAGGGAGGUCUGCUUCGGAAACAGGGAUAACGCCAUGCCUAGAGACCUCUUGCAAAGGGAACCAGCCACAAGAGAUGUGGUCAGUCUUGAAUUGGGAUGGGGCAAGAUGGGCAAUCUGAAGUUCUCUCCUGGUAGACAAAGAAUAAAGGAUACUCUAGCAUCGUUGAGGGAGGAGGAAGCCCCCAAAGGUCCUUGUGAAGACAGCAAAGGGGGUCAUGGAUAUCCUGAGGAGAAGGAACGAGUCUACACCCCGUUACCCAUUGACUUGGCUGAAGAACAAGCUCUCUACCAGAGUCUAGAGGAGGAGAUUUUGUCCAAUAUCAAGGCGCUGGAGGUAGGUUCUGAUGGCAAUCCCCAUCACAAAGAGAACCAAAUGAGAGAUUUUAGGACAUAUUGUGGUCUGGGGAAGGAGACCCUGGCCGUUGGUUGCAAUGGCCCGAGGUUGUCCACGCGCACCCUAUCCUGUUUGCCAAGUGCCAAGAAGGCCUUGGGCUAUGGUGAAGCCGUGCCUCGGAGUGGAGUCUAUGUGCCAGGCUGCGAUGCAAGAUGGCCGCCAGCGGGACUUCAUUAUGACAGCGUCAUCCAAGAGCUCUCCAGGACAUUACGUAGGGAGCCUGUGGAGGCUGAGAGAAAUUCGCCUCAGUUAAGGCCCUCGCUGGUUAACGGAGACCAGGCUGCUGAGAUGGUUCUGGAGGACGUCACCGUUCAUGAGAAGAAGUGUGGGGCUAUUGAAUCAGAAGCCAAUGAACCAUCUCACCACCCCUGUGAAAGACAUGUGGAAGUCAACAAAAAUGGUGAUGCCUUUGAGCCUGAGGUGAUAUCUCACAAAGCCGCUAGUUCUCUAGCAAGCUCACCAGAGAACGCAAAACUGCCUCAGAAUAGACCGAGAAGGUCUCUGAGGAAACCAGAGCGAGUGCCGUCUAUUUACAAGCUCAAGUUACGUACCAAGAUCCGACCACGCAGGGACAGCAGGCCCGGGAAGAGGCCUUCGAAGAUCCCCAAACCAGUGGUGUACAGGCACUCCCAAAGAGCAUCCAGUGCCAAAGCCCAGGCAAAGACCCCCAGCUCUGAACGCCCAACCCAGAACUGUCUCACUUACACGAGGCAAAACACCGCACCGGAUGGAGGGUGUGUAGAAGAGGUCCCUCAGCACAGCCCAAACGGCAGGCAUUCUGGGAAGAAAAUAGUCACACCAAAGGGGAAAACAGGGCUUGCAGAUGAGGACGAAUCCUGGGUGUGA
This is a messenger RNA of Euleptes europaea (tarantolino), 2922 nucleotides long. RefSeq names its product growth arrest specific 2 like 2 (gene GAS2L2). The transcript has 6 exons. Lineage: Eukaryota; Metazoa; Chordata; Lepidosauria; Squamata; Sphaerodactylidae. Gene Ontology annotation, biological process: microtubule bundle formation; protein localization to microtubule plus-end; regulation of microtubule polymerization or depolymerization. Gene Ontology annotation, molecular function: microtubule binding; cytoskeletal adaptor activity; actin filament binding. The record is from RefSeq and is a predicted model, not a curated record. The coding region runs from base 1 to 2922 and encodes 973 amino acids. Gene Ontology annotation, cellular component: cytoplasm; microtubule plus-end; actin filament.